AAAAACCUUGAACAUAAAACAUGGAAACACAUGACAAGACAAACAUGAAACAUGGCACACGGACUGAAAUCAAAAGAAAGCAUAACAAAAAACACCAGGCAUGACACUUUGCUAGUUCACCGGCAGGGUCACAUUUAAUCAGACGUAACUCAUGAAGAAAGAUUGAUUCAAACUCCUUUGUUCCCUGGUUACAAAGUGUUUUUCAACUAACUUAGAAUUUGAAAAUCCAAAAAUGAAUACAAAAUGACAUUACGAUAAGAGGAGACUCUUAAUUCAUCACAUGCGUCACUACCGCGUAGUGAAACUCGUUUCCUUUGUGUUGAACCCAUCCGUGAGGAUCAGUGGGCAGCUUUUGUUCAAAACAUGGGGAAAGAUUCCACAUGUAAGCCAGUGUGUUCCAUACAGUUUUAUGCAUUAAAAAGUGUGUUUUGUUUAAGUAAUGUUUUUUUGUUAAAAAUUACUACACCGUUUAGUGGUUUUUAAAACUGCACUCAUUUGCAUGUUCCAUUGAUUUAUUUCUUUUAAGAGCAGUGGAAGAACAGCUAAUGAAAGGGAGGGAAAAUGCUUCACAAGAACCUGGAUGAUUUUGCUGAACACUAUUUCAUUUGGAUUUUUAUGGGAUUUUAAAAUGCAGGGAUGACAUACUGAGUAAAGUUUGAGGUGUUAAUAUUUGAAGCAAACGACGGUACAUACUGAUGAGACAGUUAAUAUUUUUAUCGAAAACUCUGAAUAUAACUUCCGGAUCAGCUGCAGCUGCUAACGUUGACUUAUCGCCAAAAGCAAUGUUAUGUUAUUUGUUUAAGUAUAAGUUUAAUUGGAAGUCAGACCGGACUGGCGACCCGGCUUCCCAAUUUGGUCGAACUCUGGGAGGAGCAGAUGCGCCGCUUCAUGCCCAGGGAGGCCUGCAUCCGGCAACAGGCUCCCCACUGCCGGUGCAGACUCCGCAGAUCGAGCCGCCAGCCGCCGCGGAGAUCAGUGCUCUAGUCCAGACCCUGAUGGUGCGGCCGUCUGCCGUCUCGGGUCUCCACGUUUCAGCUGAGGGACUGCAGCUCACAGAUCCAGGGCUGGGUCCUCCAGCUUCCCAAGCCACACCAUGUCUUCACGCCCCAGCGGAGGAGCCGCAGCUCAUCAUCCCUGUGCUGGGUUCGCCUGCGCUUCUCGCCACAGCAGAGGGGCCACAGCUCUCCAUCUCUGGGCUGGGUCCGUCUGCCUUCUCGUCUCGUCUCGCCAAGUCUCCACGUCUCGCCAGAUCUGCGCGUCUCGUCAGGUCUCCACGUCAGGUCCUCAGAUCUCCACGUCUCGUCAGGUCUCACCAGAUCUCCACGUCAGGUCCUCAAGUCUCCAAGUCAGGUCUCCAUGUCUCGUCGUCAGGUCUCCACGUCUCCUCAGGUCUUCACGCCUUGUCAGGUCGCCACAGAGGCGGCUCAUGGAUCGGCCCUUGGUCCUGGCCCAGCACUCAGGCAGACCGCCUGAGGCCUCACGUUGUGUCCUGGCCCAGCACUUGGGCAGACCCCCUGAUGCAUCAAGCCCCACCUGGGUGUUGAACUGGGGCCACCCGCCUGAGGUUUCAGGCCGGGCCUAUGCUUUCGCCCUCCUAAUGUGUGUCACCUGUGUCUUGUUGUCAUGUCUAUUUAGUCCUUGUCUUCCCAGUCACCUUUGUAAGAGUGUCUUUUACCCAUGUCAAGCCAGGAACUUUUGUUUAGUUUUGCCAUGCCAUGCCAUGCCUUGUUUUUGCCAGGAGUUUAGCCACAGUUAUUCAUACAUCCCAGGACAUAGUAAGUGUGUGCCUUUUUGAGUUGGUUUUUGUUAUGUUAAAGUAAAGACUGUUGCUCAGACCUCUGCCUCGCCUGCCAGCCCUUUUUACACUCUGCAUCGGGGUUCAGCUUUUUCUGCGUCAGCAACGCCGACAUCCCUGACACCACUAGGAUCAGUGGGCAGCUAUUGUUCAAUUGUGUGUUCCAUGUGGUUUUAUGCAUUAAAAACUCUACAGGUGAUUGGAGGAAACAUCACCGUGGGACAAGGAGGGACUGCUGUCUUACCGUGCAAAGUCAUUGACACCACGGAGACGGUUACUCAGAUUUCAUGGCAGAGAAAAACCAGGAAAAAAAAUGAGAAUGAAAACUUCUUCACAGUCGUGUCCACGCAUGGACCAGAAGUUGUCACUGUACAAGAUAAACGUUUUACAUUUGUUGGGAGUGUUAAUGACUGCAAUGGAACACUACAGUUUUCCAAUGUCACACUGAUGGAUGAAGGCAGCUACGCAUGUGUCUUCACUAUGUUCCCCAGUGGAAACCACAAGACAGAAGUGCCUCUAAACGUGCUUGUUCCUCCAGUCUCAAGCCUCCAGUACAAUAUUCCUGUUCUGGGCAAUGAGGAGGUUUUCCUGGUUCUGUGCACGGCUGCUGGUUCCAGGCCUCCCGCGGAGGUGAAGUGGUUGACUGGUACUCUGGAAGGAAACGUGAGGGCAACAACCAACUCCACCAAGCAUGACAACGGUACGACUACCACAGUCAGCUCUCUGUUUGGAGUACCAACCACAGAAAUCAAUCGCCACAUGGUCCAGUGUGUCGUCACCAACGCAGCCCUGUUGGAAGAAGAAACCCUUCCCUUCACCUUGCAGGUCCACUUCCCACCUGUGGAAGUAAACAUUCGUGAACGAGCUGAAGACUCAUUUGAAUGUGUGUCUGACGCCAAUCCGGAUGCAGACUUUACCUGGAGCAGACCUGACAACUCGUGGCCUCAGUCUGCUGUCCGAGUAGGUGCAACGUUACAGUUUCGUAGCGUGACCACUGAGCUAAAUGGCCUCUAUGAGUGCGAAGCAUCGAACACCUUUGGAAGAAAACGUGGUCACCUCUAUGUGCAUGUGACUUCAGAGGUCUGCCGUGUUUGUUGGGCCUUAUUUGUUAUGUUGCUCAUCCUCAUUGCUUUUGCUGCUGGUGCAGGGUGGUACCUCCAUAAAACUGGGAAAUUCCAAAGGUUUUUUUCAAGGUCAGAAGAGGGCACAAGCAGAGAGAGAGAACCAGUACGAACAUCCUCCAGAUCACAUGAACACACUGAUCAUGAAGAAGAAGAAGAAGAAGACGAAGAAAGAGAAGAAGAGAGGCCAUUAUAGGCAGAGGUAGAGGAUUUAGUAGUCAAAGGUGUUUGGUUUAAUUCUUACUGGUUUGUCUUUUUUUCAUUUUCUUUUUAAAAUAUUUAUUUCCAAAAUCUGCCUGAAAAUAUGUGGAGACACAUUUGAAACUGUAUACCUUAGGGACCUCUUUGACAUCCGUUGCAGUGGCAAGUUGUAGCACAGUUGUUGUGGCGUCAUACAGACGCCACGGCUAACAUUUCAUUCCUGACUCAGCUGGUUAAUGAACAUUUGCAUGCAGCUGCUGUAUCUCUUUUCUCUGAGGUUGUCUCGAAUGCCACUUUUUUGGGGCAUCAAAGAUUCAGUGAUAAAGAUGAAGUUCGUCUGUAAGAGAGACGUUGUAAGCAUUUACACAUGAGACAUAGCAGCCUAACUUUUAACGUUGAUUAUUGUGAUUGUUAUUUAAUUGUCUGUGUUCUUCUACAUGUCUGAAAGGCAACACAGAGCCCAGAUUCACACAGAUUGUCUGGAGUAAAGCAGCAGUCCUCCUUUCACUUUUAUUCUACCAGGAAGUCCCAUUUAAUUCUGUUUCCUUUAGAAAGUUUAUGAUUUCGGCUUUUCUCUUAAAAGUUUUAAUUUAAUUAAGGAUUAAGGAUUAUACAGCUUUUGGUAUUUCAAGCCUGCAUGCAUGUUUGAAAUACCAAAAGCUGCCUUCCCAGUCAGUGUUUAAGACAACUGUUAUUGUAUUUAUGAGUCUAAUGAGAGAUGAGGACAGGAGGGGAGAUAUUAGCCUGUCCCUGCCUCAGCCACAUGCUUGUUGAACUGCAUUUGAGCAUGUGGAGCUGACAUGUUUUGUGGUUGCCGUUCUGUGCGCUUGUGUCACUUACACGCACCCAUUUUUAUAUGUGGAAGUUUAAAAACGAAUGGAACACUAUAGAGGAACUUGUUUCUUGCUCUUCUUUUUCUGGUGUGGCUUCCCCCUGAUAACAACAAAGCAUGUGAAUACUGAUUUGGACAUCAGUUACCAUGGCGAUGAUCCAAGCUUUGAAACAUCUGGGUCAGCUUUAGUCCCCCCAAAUUACCAACAACUUUUUUUCUUGUAGUCAGAUGUCAUUCCUUAAGUAUGUUUUACUGCUAAUAGGGGUGACUGAAAGUUGUGUGUCCCCAAUGUACAGAUGUUCCCUAAUCACCUCACAAGCGAUUGGUUAGCACUUAGUGGGCUGCUGCCACUGGAGAACUCAGGCACAUGAAGUGGGUUUGUGAGACAGAAACUCAGUUGGGUUUUGGCAGAGUGACAUUAGACAUUCUCAGAUGUGAAAUUGAGUGAAGCUUGAUUCUUAGCUGUAGACUGUUGAGAGAGAAGUCACCAUCAGGGCGACCUCUGUCCAUCCUUUCUUUCCAGUUAAGUGGAUUAACUUGGUGAGUUAGCCACAUGAAGUUGCCCGGUUGGCAUUAAGAUUUUGAUGUGAUUCUUUGAAUCAUGUGUUAUUUAAGACCAGUAAGGAUAUAACAUAUUGGGUGAUAUGCAGUAGACCUAAGUGUGGUUGUGGUAGUGAGGUGCCCAGUCGCCUUCCUCUGCCAAUCACUGCCUAAAAGUUAAGGAAGUGCAGCCUGCAUGGUUGAUCUAAUGAAGCAUAUAAGUCAGUUUGUGUGUAUUUGCAUUAUGGUUAAAGCUAAAGGGGGUUGUAAAGAUGUAACGGGCCAGAUGUGUAUUAGUUUCUGUUGAUGUGCAAACUCUAUGGACAGUGAAAAAAGAAAAGUCAGUCUACAUGAUAACUGUUGUGCACAACACACUGGUGUGCAGAUUGUGGGAGGAUACUUUCUGUUCACAAUGUGGACUUAGUUGUGGAUCUGUUUCGUCUGCUGUCCUGAUGUCUUUACGGCUCUUGGGUGCCUUGAUGUUGUCUGGACACUGAAAUCUGGUUAAUGCACAAGGCACAGCAUCUGGAAUCUUAACUGAAGAAGUUUCAGUUUUAUGAGAACUUUUGUCUGAACUCUCCAAAUCUUAGAAAAAAUGGCACUUAAAAAAGCCCAACAUUGAUGCAAGGACCUCUCAAAGGAGAGAAAUUUAAGAGUUAUUUAAAACUGAUCUUCUGAAAGGAAAUAA
This is a messenger RNA of Scatophagus argus, 5177 nucleotides long. RefSeq names its product nectin-1-like. NCBI's taxonomy places the organism in Eukaryota, Metazoa, Chordata, Actinopteri, Scatophagidae. Gene Ontology annotation, cellular component: adherens junction. The record is from RefSeq and is a predicted model, not a curated record. Gene Ontology annotation, biological process: heterophilic cell-cell adhesion; homophilic cell-cell adhesion. The transcript has 7 exons. Bases 1961 to 3112 code for a protein of 383 amino acids.